This is a messenger RNA of Fundulus heteroclitus (mummichog), 1449 nucleotides long. RefSeq names its product nth-like DNA glycosylase 1 (gene nthl1). Bases 20 to 1267 code for a protein of 415 amino acids. Lineage: Eukaryota; Metazoa; Chordata; Actinopteri; Cyprinodontiformes; Fundulidae. Gene Ontology annotation, cellular component: nucleus. The record is from RefSeq and is a predicted model, not a curated record. Gene Ontology annotation, molecular function: DNA binding; oxidized pyrimidine nucleobase lesion DNA N-glycosylase activity; DNA-(apurinic or apyrimidinic site) endonuclease activity. Gene Ontology annotation, biological process: nucleotide-excision repair; base-excision repair, AP site formation; base-excision repair. The transcript has 6 exons.
UCGUGUCCUGUCCUAUGCAAUGCCUCGUAAUGUCCGCUGUGGCACUAAUCUGUGUAGUGUAGUUCAGAGUUUGAAAAUGAGCUCUCCGUAUUUCAUGCAAAGCGGCUCCGUUCUCACCCGGAACCGCAGUGGGGGUGCGGGCAGAGUCCCGGCGGCCUCCCUAAGGUCCAAACUAACCAGCAGUCAGAGGGAUGCGGACACCGUUCCUGCAGUGAAGGUGAAGGCGGAGGCGGAGGAAGCGACAGUAUCCGACCUGAAGCCCUCUCUGACCCCUCUAUCCACCGAUGGCUGUCAUGAACGGCUCGACGCUUCGUCACGGCGUCGACGGAGGAGACAGGUUAAGGUGGAGUACGACGGAGACGACGGCGCUUCCCAGACUAAGAUGGAGCACUGGGAGCCUCCCGACUGGGUGACGCAGUUGGGUUUCAUCCGCGAGAUGAGGAGCGGCCGCGACGCACCCGUGGAUAACAUGGGAGCGGAGAAAUGCUACGACACGGAAGCCCCUGCGCAUGUAGCCAGGUGCUUUUCACAGGUGAGACGUUUCCAGGUGUUGGUGUCGCUCAUGCUGUCCAGCCAGACAAAGGACCAGGUGACAGGUGCGGCGAUGCAGAGGCUUCGAGCGCACGGCUGCACUGCAGAGAACAUAGCGGCCACGGAUGAUAAAAAGCUGGGGGAACUCAUCUAUCCUGUUGGCUUCUGGAGGAAUAAGGUGAAGUUUCUGAAGCAGACGUCGGCCAUGCUGGUGACGGAGUUCGGGGGAGAUAUCCCAAGCAGCGUGGAGGGGCUGGUUCGCCUGCCGGGAGUCGGACCUAAGAUGGCUCACCUGGCUAUGGACAUCGCCUGGGACCAGGUGUCUGGCAUAGGGGUGGACACACAUGUGCAUCGCAUCUCUAACAGGCUGGGCUGGCUCAAGAAACCAACCAAGAACCCAGAAGACACACGCAAGGCCCUGGAAGAGUGGUUGCCAAGGGAGCUGUGGAGUGAGAUCAACUGGCUGCUCGUCGGUUUCGGACAGCAGCUUUGUCUUCCGGUCAACCCGCUGUGCUCCGUAUGCCUGAACCAGUACAGCUGUCCAUCUGCACACAAAUGUUCUCCUGCAAAGAGGCCCAAACCCGGAUCACCAGGCUCUGCAGGUCCAGUACACAGAAUUAAAGUUGAAACUGAACCUGCAGAGGAAAGUGAUGUCAGAAAUAAAGCAGCAGCGACUCAAGAGCCCACUUCGCCCCUCACCAGAUGGACCAGAAGGCAGGUUAAAAAGUACUGCUAACUGCUGAUUUUUUUGGUUGUUGCAUGUUAUCGUGUGAGCUGAGUGCCGAUGUUGGACAUAUGUAAUGUUUUUACAAAUAUUCAACAAGAAUAACUGCUAGUUUUUAUCUGUUGGGUUUUGGACGCUGUUUGGCAGUGUUAUGUUUAAUGGAAUUAAUGUUUUUUGUACUGUUCCUUUUAUUU